This is a messenger RNA of Dichomitus squalens LYAD-421 SS1, 522 nucleotides long. RefSeq lists its product as uncharacterized. The transcript is spliced from 3 exons. The record is from RefSeq and is a predicted model, not a curated record. NCBI's taxonomy places the organism in Eukaryota, Fungi, Basidiomycota, Agaricomycetes, Polyporales, Polyporaceae. Bases 1 to 522 code for a protein of 173 amino acids.
AUGAACGUAGAUCUCUACGAAAAGCAGGCCGACACCGUCGAUUGGGGAGGAGAGGUCGACUACUCGGGCUACGAGUGGUUCAAGGAUCCUCCCGCUCGCCCUGAGCCCCCUCAGCCCCAACCAAGCACGACGGACAAUUAUGUCCCUCAGCCUGGCGUCAUCGAGCAGAAUGAGGCGUUUGACUUCGCGCUGAAAAGCGCACCAAACGUCCUGUACGCACGUUUCAAACAGUUCGGCCAGCUCGGCGUGCUUGCGUGGUGCUCAGAAUUCAGCGAGCUGAUCGAUGCCCUCAAACAACUCGGCUUCGAGGGCAACAUGUUUGUCUCCACGCGCACGCAGGCCCUCAAGACUUGCGAGGAGAUCCUCCGGCUGAACCUCAGCAUCGAGAUGCAGAUCAUCGUCAUGUACCUCUCCUCGCAGGUCGCGCGGCUGCGCCGCUUCCUUGACUCGGACAGGCAGUGGGACGAUUACCCCAAACCCCAGUUCCCACUAGACUACACAGAAUACCCGCGCGAAAGGUGA